This is a messenger RNA of Acanthocheilonema viteae, 1728 nucleotides long. Lineage: Eukaryota; Metazoa; Nematoda; Chromadorea; Rhabditida; Onchocercidae. The record is from the annotation of a GenBank genome assembly.
AUGGCAGAUGCUGAAAAAGAAGACACACAACAAGACAGCGAUGAAUGUGAUUUGGUAGACGAUAGUGUUUCGAUGGAUGAAUGGGACAUAGGAAGGCAAGUGUACUUUAAUGACGUCAUUAUGCGCAAAGUGAUCAGUUUUGUGAAUGAUGUUAAGCAUCGACAGAACUUAGAACUUGUUAGCAUAACUAUGAAAGAUUUGAGUUCGCGUGUUCCUUAUAUUAGCUAUAACAACGAUAACAGCAUUUUGGAUAUAUAUUUUACGAGGGUCGAGCCCGUGAUGAACAUAAGUAUUGCGGGUAACAAUUUCAAAGUGACGGCAUUAACAUCCAGUGUUCGGCGUACUUGCGCUGACAAUCCGACUUCUCAAUCCAGUGUUUGCAUUCUUAAGAUGCAACACAUUAUUAAACGUUUCUCACGACAAAUUUGUCGACUGCAUAUUGGUGGCAUUUCGGAUUUCGAGCGUCGACUAGGCUACAUUCCAGAUCAUCAACUUGUACUGAGUCGAGAUCUCUGUGAUGAAUUCGACCGAUUGAAAAAUGUGGAUUCUCUGGUUCUUCGCAAUCUUUGCUUGAUGUCUUCAGUGAUCGAGUAUUGGAGUAGCAGCGAAUGUGUUCUUACCAAUCGAAUUUCAAGCCUUUGCUUCCAUAGUAUCUGGUUCGAUCAUGCCGAAGACAUCGACAAUUUUGUAUCGAUAAUUUCUGGAAGCGUCAGAAAAUUGUACCUCUCGGACUGCAGCGGAAAAACCAUUAUGAAUAUAGGAGGACGGCUUCGGACCCUCCCCAACAAGCUUGACAUCCUUUACAUAGCCAUCGAUCAUCGAACAUUUCGAACUGUGGACCAGGCGCGCCAGUUAUUUAAGGAAAUGUCUAAAUUUGCCAACAGAUUGCAUAUUUGCGCUUGCUUCUCGCGUUUUGUCUAUCAGCCUGGCUUCCGAAUACUUGUAAGUGUCAUAUCUUUAUUGCCCGAAUUCCAGCAAAUUACUACGGUGGAGUUGGAUUUAGGGCCUUUGCGAAAGAAUAUGCGAACCUAUGACCAAUUUUUUGCCGGUAUACCGCGUAUGUCACAGCUGCGAGUUCUCCGUCUGUUCGGUUUUCCGAUCAAUUAUGGCUGCAUGGAUCUUUGGAAGAUGAUGUUGCGGUCUAUCGCCCAGUUAUCACAGAUCACCGAGUUUUCGGUAAUCAAUUUGCUAAGAAAUAUUCGAACCGAUGAACUGAAGGCUUUCUGUGAGUCGUUGCCUGUCAAUCUGAGCACUCUCGCGCUUCACCACGUCCACCAGUUUCAAGACGAUCAUUUCAGCCUUAUUGCUCAACGUUGUCCUCAAUUGGAUACGUUCUAUGUGCGCGAUCUGAGAUCAGUAACAUCAGAGGGCAUAAUGAAAGCUUUGAUGGAGUUCCGAAUGUUGACCAAGAUAGCGGUUUGUCAUUCGGGUCCAGUUACAAAGCAAGCCUACGAAUUACUAGCCAAUCGUGAAGCUAUGCCUUAUAUCGAAGCCGUCAUUUUGGGUGGUAACAGAGAUCAUCAGAGCGGUAUUGUCCCGCAGGCUCUGCUACAUCGAUUACCACAGUUACGUGUGAUAGGCACAUGGAAUCGAUGGCGCGAUUGUGAAUAUCACCUAUGGUGUAAUAUUAAAGCUUACAAAGAAUUACUAGACGUAUCAUGCUACGCCGAUUGUCCAGGAUGUGGAAAAGAUGUGAGCCUGAUUGACGAUGAUGAUGACAUCUCGUAG